UAAGACGCCUGUAUCGUGCAUGGUGUUUGGCGCAAAUUCACAGUUUUUGCUAAACAACCUACAUCAAAUAUAUGUUGUGGCCUUUCACGUGAUUGUUAACGAAAAUAGGUCGAACUUUGAACGGUGAGUCAUGGAUGAUCUGGAGUCAGAACUGAGGAUGGCUGGAGAAGAACAGGGCGAAAAUGAGUCUUCGGAUGACGAUGAAUCAAUCAACAGAAAACGAAUCAAGAAGCCAAACCUUCCCCUGGCGCCUCCUUUAUUUAAAGAGACAACCCGUGAGAUUGGCUUUCACAAGACCACAAGGAACUGCCUCCAGCACAUCAGGGAGGUCUUGCUGCACCAUAGAUGGCAGGAUGCCGCGGAGUACAUGGCCAGUUACUCACAGACACUGGAGGAUACCGCUGCAAACAUGCCACAACUCUACGCUGAGAUAAUUUGGAGGAUAGGCACAGAGAUACUACACCACCAUCCCGACUCGAAGCUGGAAGACUACAACAGUUUCUAUGAGCGAGUGAAACACUCAGGAGUAAAGCAUUACCUGAAGGUCUGUCUGGAGCACUCGUUCCAUCUCCUGGUCAAUGGGCAGUUUGAGGACGCCAAGCGUCAGCUGUCCAUCGCUGAGAGCUGGAGGUAUGGCAAGCUGUCAGCCGGUCAGUCCCAGAGGAUUAGGCUGAUCCAAGCCUAUAGUGGCUUCCUGGAUUACUUCAUCUGGUGUGACAAGAAAGCCACUGCAUCCAGCACAGAUGAGUAUGAUGCAGCUGUCAACCAAGAAAUGCAUAGCUACUUCCGACAAUCUUCUGUGAACCUAAAGGAGAUCAUGAAGCUUCCUGGUGUCUGGGAUCCUUUUGUUCUGAGUUACAUUGAUAUGCUGGAAUUCUACAACGAUCACGAGGGAGCUGUGAAGGUUCUAUAUGACUAUGCCUAUGACAACAGUUUCCCCCCCAACCCCAAUGCCCAUGUCUACCUAUACCGGUACAUGAAGAAACAUAACCACCCACUGAAGAAACUUCUGAAAGUGCUGAAGAUCCUGCAUACAUUGGUCCCAAGUCAUGAGUUGAUGCCGGAAUACUGUUCUCUUCUGGUACAGUCGGAGAAAGAGGGUGAUCUUCAGAAGGCUCUAGGUGUGGUUCUGGAUCUCCUGGACUACUCCAGUUGGAGGAGCAACUUGGAUGUCUGGAACCAUUUGAUGAACAUCAUCAAGAGACUGAAGAUGAAAAAACAAUGGCUGAAGACUUUUGCAGUGGAGAUGGGGUACAGAAAGGACUGGUGGCUAGCAAUACACUUCUCAACAUUCCAGGCCAGGAAAGAUUCGGCAGAGAAUAGAGAGCUACUGGAAGUGAAGAGCUUUGUUGUUAGAGCCUUUAGUCCUUGCUAUACCUCCAUCUACUGCGGUAAGGCAGCCCGAAAAGGAGUAACUGCUAAGGCUCAAAAGGCUAAGAGGAAUCCUAAACAGCUAAGAAAUAUAAGAAGGCUCAGAAGAGAAAGUGGACAGCAAAGCCAAGACUGACCUUGAGGAAGCUCCUGGAAUGCCACCGGGCACAGUGGCGAGAACAAACAUUUUGAAAAUGUGUGAAGAGCUUCUACCAUUGCCAGAUCGGCAGGCAUGACCACCUCAUACAGUCAUCAGAUCAGACUCUCUCCCCUUCCAUGACAGUUGUUCCAACUACAUUAUUUUUCUUGUCUAGAAUGUUCUUGGUUAUCUGCAUACAGUAGUUGCAGCCAUGAUGACCAUUCCCCCCUUCAAGAGGCAGGCCUCUCUCAUUGCACUGCAGUGUAUUACGUGUCAAGUUCUGUGAUUGUCCACCAGGGAGCACUCAAGCUAUGGCUACAUUUUUGAAUUGCUCUGCAUGCUGCUGCUCCGUCGUUUUUAAAAGAAGCUGAGGCAGAAAUUGAAGCAUGUGUUCACUGUGGUAGUUGGUAGGGAACAGGGAGGUUGGGUGUGCUGCAGUAUUAAGUCUAGGAGGUAAUAUGCUCUGAGGCAGGUGUGGCCUCAACUGAACUUCCGCUGAUUCAUGGAGAACCCAGCUGCAUUUAGGUGGAGGCGACGUGUUGGAAUUGCUAAAACAUUUGGCAACGCCAAAGAGCAGCAUCAUGGCAACAGACGCAAAGGAUAGUGCAGCGAUACAGAGGGGGGGGGAGGAUGAGAAUUUUUGUAAACUGCUAUAUCCCUGGUUGGAAGCAGCCUUGGGUCCCUGAGGUAAAAUAGAGGGAGGGAGAGCACACACCCGUGGCUCCUUCCACACCUAUCCAUCACACACACACAGGCGGAACGCAAAUCUGAUUACUUUACACCCCUCCAGCCUCUUGAUGCAGGAUAACAAAGCUCAAUUUCACAGGCCAAGGGUUCGCAGGCUGCCAGGGAACAGUGGGCCCAGCUUUAUCAUGAUUAAGGACUACAUCACAUACUCAUGUUUGUUAUCAGAACCUGUGAUGAAGCCUUCUGUUCCUAAACAACUAACUGUGGUUUAUGGCCAGUACUAUGUAAAGUCAGGAAGUUACAUGAUCAAAUACUCUGUACUGUAAAGUGAAUGACUUGGUUGUUUCAAUUUGUGCUGUUGUACCUGAUUCAUUUUUGUAGUCUCUGUGGUAUGGUGAAUGUGGCUGCUAUAUUUUGUACCAUUUGUUACUGAUUAAACACUGUUGAUUGGG
Molecule: messenger RNA, 2649 nt
Organism: Salvelinus namaycush (lake trout)
Lineage: Eukaryota; Metazoa; Chordata; Actinopteri; Salmoniformes; Salmonidae
Gene: taf1a
Product: TATA box binding protein (TBP)-associated factor, RNA polymerase I, A
Exons: 10
Coding region: 131-1507 (458 amino acids)
Biological process (GO): transcription by RNA polymerase I
Cellular component (GO): RNA polymerase I transcription regulator complex
Source: RefSeq, a predicted model, not a curated record